CGUGGAAGCCACUUUAGCUCGCAGCUUCCAGACCCUCUCGGCCGGCCAAGCCUCUUAAUUACUCCGCUUGAGCAGCAAGCAUGCGAACAGCAGAUUUGGUUAAGGUCCUCGGCUGCUGCCCGCCGCCCGUAACCUCCUGCCGAAGCGCAGCCUCAGGCUGCGGCGCAUCCAUUAGGCUGGAAGGAUGAAGAUUCCCAAGCGGCCCCGGUGCCUUUGCCUUUUUUCCCCCCACCAAUCCCCCUGCCACCCACCAAUCCUCUCAGUGCUCUCUCUGCGUGUAGGGAGUGUUCAGAGCUAAUCAGGUCAAUGAUCAUCUCCCGGCUCAGGGGACAUGACAGGAGCCUAUCACAGGCACUUAGAGCAUCUUCCAGACCCCCGGCGCGCCGGCUGAGGAGCUCCCGUUAAGGAGCAUCGCCUCGGCUGCUUCUUCACUCCGCAGCAGCCUCCGAGGAUUUCAGCUUCUCUUUCUUUCUCUCUCCUUUAGCCGCUGAAGAGUUCAACAUCACCCAACCCCCCCAAAAAGGCAAGAGCAGGAUGCAGCUCCCCGGAGGGUGCUGAGCUGAAACUUCGCUUAACGUCCCCCCGAAAUCGGUGUGGCUUGGAUUGAUAAACUCCAGCAGCUGAGGCUUGGAUUGAUAACAAGUCCAGCUUCGAGCAGAGGAGGGAUUCCCGGCAAGGUGCCUGUAGAUGGACUUGGAUGCAGCAGAGCCCUUCCCAUCAUCAGGAGGAUCCAUGCCUGCAGCAGCACACCCACAAUAAAGAGUCAGAAGCCAGGUGGUGGAGGCCACAGGACCCCUCCAAGCUGGAUCCCCCUGCCCCGCGCUAGGCGCUGGAGUUGUGCCUCGCUCGCCCUAGGGGGGGGAAGCCUUUGCCAAUGCUCACAAGGAACUGCUUCUCCCUGCUGCUUUGGGUCCUGUUUGAUGGAGGCCUCCUAACACCACUGCACCCACAGCCACCACAGCCUCUAGAAGCAGAGCCAAGGGAAGAUGCUGCCCCGGGGCCAGGGCGGAGGUCGUCUGCCCAGCGAGUCAAACGCGGCUGGGUCUGGAAUCAGUUCUUCGUGCUGGAGGAGUACAUGGGCUCUGAACCUCAGUAUGUGGGCAAGCUUCAUUCUGACCUGGACAAGGGAGUGGGCACUGUGAAAUACACCCUCUCAGGAGAUGGUGCUGGGACAGUUUUCACCAUUGAUGAGACCACAGGAGACAUCCAUGCCAUAAGGAGCCUGGACAGGGAGGAGAAACCUUUCUACACCCUCCGGGCUCAGGCUGUGGAUGUGGACACCAAGAAGCCUCUGGAACCCGAGUCUGAGUUCAUCAUCAAGGUGCAGGACAUCAAUGACAACGAGCCAAGGUUCCUGGAUGGGCCUUAUGUUGCCAGUGUCCCAGAGAUGUCUCCAGUGGGAGCCUAUGUCCUCCAAGUGAAGGCCACAGAUGCUGAUGAUCCAACCUAUGGGAACAGUGCCAGAGUGGUGUACAGCAUCCUGCAGGGGCAACCAUAUUUCUCCAUUGAUCCCAAGACAGGUGUCAUAAGAACAGCUCUGCCCAACAUGGACAGAGAGGUGAAAGAGCAGUACCAAGUCCUCAUCCAAGCCAAGGACAUGGGAGGGCAGCUGGGAGGCCUGGCUGGGACCACCACUGUGAACGUCACCCUCACGGACGUCAACGACAACCCCCCCAGGUUCCCGAAGAGUAUCUUCCACUUGAAGGUGCCUGAGUCCUCCCACGUUGGAUCUGCCGUGGGGAGGAUCCGGGCAGUGGAUCCUGACUCGGGCAAGAACGCAGAGAUUGAGUACAACAUCGUGCCAGGGGAUGGGGGAAACCUCUUUGACAUCACCACAGAUGAGAACACCCAGGAGGGAGUCAUCAAACUGAAGAAGCCCUUGGACUUUGAAACCAAGAAGGCUUACACCUUCAAGGUGGAGGCCUCCAACCUCCACCUGGAUCACCGCUUCCACUCCGUGGGGCCCUUCAAGGACACUGCCACGGUGAAGAUCAACGUGCUGGACAUGGAGGAGCCUCCAGUCUUCAGCAAACCUCUCUACACCAUGGAGGUGUACGAGGACACCCCUGUGGGCACCAUCAUAGGGGCAGUGACAGCACAAGACCUCGAUGCUGGCAGCAGCUCGGUGAGGUACUUCAUUGACUGGAAGAACGACCUGGACAGCUCCUUCACAAUAGAUGCCACAGAAGGAACCAUUGCCACCAAUGAGCUGCUGGACAGGGAAAGCACAGCCCAGUACAACUUCUCCAUCGUUGCAAGUAAAGUUAGUAACCCACUGCUAAGCAGCAGAGUCCAGGUCAUCAUCAACGUCCUGGAUGUCAACGAGUUCCCCCCUGAGCUGUCCGUGCCCUCCGAGACAGCUGUGUGUGAGAACGCCAAGGCAGGGCAGGUGAUCCAGACUGUCACUGCAGCAGACAGAGACCUGUCACCAGCUGGGCAAAGGUUCUCCUUCAGGCUGUCACCCGAGGCUGCCAGCAAGCCCAACUUCACAGUGCACGACUACAGGAACAACACAGCUGGGAUUGAAACCAGGAGGAAUGGCUACAGCAGAAGGCAGCAGGAGCUCUACUUCCUCCCAGUAGUCAUAGAGGACAGCAGCUACCCUGUGCAGAGCAGCACCAGCACCAUGACCAUCCGUGUCUGCAGGUGUGACCCUGAUGGCACCAUCCUCUCCUGCAAUGUGGAAGCAAUCUUCUUGCCAGUGGGGCUCAGCACCGGGGCCCUGGUCGCCAUCCUGCUCUGCAUCAUCAUCCUCCUAGCGAUCGUGGUGCUGUACGUGGCGCUGCGGCGGCAGAGGAAGAAGGACACCCUGAUGACCUCCAAAGAAGACAUCCGGGACAACGUCAUCCACUAUGACGACGAAGGGGGUGGGGAGGAGGACACCCAGGCCUUCGACAUCGGUGCCCUGAGGAACCCCAAAGCCAUGGAGGAGAGCCAAGCGCGGCGGGACAUCAAGCCGGAGGCGCUGCGCUUCCCGCGGCAGCCGGCGGCGGCCGAGGACGGCGCAGACAUCAAAGACUUCAUCCACCAGAGGCUGCAGGAGAACGACGGCGACCCGACAGCGCCCCCCUAUGACUCCUUGGCCACCUACGCCUACGAAGGGGCCGGCUCUGUGGCCGAGUCCCUCAGCUCCAUAGACUCCCUGACCACGGAGGCAGACCAGGACUACGACUACCUGAGUGACUGGGGGCCUCGCUUUAAGAGCUUGGCAGAGAUGUUUGGAGAGGAGGAAAGUUACCACCCCGACAAGGUCACUUAAAGGACCGCUG
Messenger RNA from Dryobates pubescens (Downy woodpecker), 3269 nucleotides. It is a transcript of the gene CDH12, whose product is annotated as cadherin 12. The record is from RefSeq and is a predicted model, not a curated record. NCBI's taxonomy places the organism in Eukaryota, Metazoa, Chordata, Aves, Piciformes, Picidae. Gene Ontology annotation, biological process: homophilic cell-cell adhesion; adherens junction organization; calcium-dependent cell-cell adhesion. Gene Ontology annotation, molecular function: calcium ion binding; cadherin binding. The transcript has 12 exons. Gene Ontology annotation, cellular component: catenin complex; plasma membrane; adherens junction. The coding region runs from base 875 to 3259 and encodes 794 amino acids.